AUGCUGGGUCGCUGGAUGCAGCGGUGCAAAGUGCUCUCCGGGCCCUACCCACCCUUCGAAGCUACUGCUCCCACCGUCCUGGGCCAGGUGUUUCGGCUGCUGGAGACCAGCUACCAGGGGGAUGGGCUCUGCUGCCUGCUCCAGUUCCUCAUCCCGGCCAAGCGGCUCUUCGAGCGCCUGCGGCAGGCUGCCUGCGCUCCCUACUUUAACCGCAUCUUUCUCCAUGAAGGCUGGCCCUUAUGUCUGCAUGAGAAGGUGGUUGUGCACCUUGCACCGCUCAACCCCCUCCUGCUGCGCCCCGGGGACUUCUACCUGCAAGCAGAGCCCUGUGAGGAGCACACAGCACGUGUCACCAUCAAGCACCUCUCCCUGGACCUGCGCUCGGUGGAGGAGACACCUGUCCCUGAGGCUACCCAUGCACUGCUCUUCACCAACGCAUGGCUGGAGGAGGUGAACAGCAGCUGGGCCGGAGCUCCCCUGCACACCUGCUUGGUGGCCACUGAGAACGGCAUCACCCCACUGCCAUGGAGCCGGAUUGCCACGCCUGAGUUCACCGACAAGCCCAGGGCUGGAGCUGACAGUGUGCCUGCUGGUGCCUGCCAUGAACCUGCUUCUGAACCAGCAGCACCUGGCACACCUGUGCCCCAUGGCAUAGCAAAUAUCCCCACGCCCUACAGAAACACUGUGGGCACCAUCCCAGGCUGCAAGGCCACCUCUCGGAAGUCAAGCCAGGGACGAUACCCAGGACUGAUCAAGGUGGAGCAGGCAGGUCUGCGGAAGAAGCAAGCCACACUGGCUGUGCCCAGCCUCAGUGAAAUCAUCAGUCAGAACCUGGAGGGGGAGUAUGUGGACCUGCUGGAACAAUCCCAGGAGGACAUGGAUGUCCUGACCAGAACUCUGUUUCCCACCUGCCCUCCAGGGAGAAUAAGGGCUGGAGCUGAGGAGAUGCUCCCCUGGGCAAAUGAGGGACCAGGAGCAAGUGGGGGAGCACUGAGCUCAGAGGAGAGUCCCUGCAGCCCGUGCCUGGGGAGGAAGCUGGGCCGGGAGCCAGGGCCACAUGGCCCAAAGUGCCGCCAACGUGACUCCUACAAGGCUGCACAGCAGAACCCAGGCACACGGCUUGGGGCAGCCCCUGGGGAUGAAAGAGUCACCAGCCAGCAUGAGGGGGCCUGGAAGAAGAUGUCGGCCAUCUACUCACCCAGGAUGGGCAGAGCCAGGGCAGCAGGGAAAGGUACGAAUGCAGCCACUGCUGCAACCAUGGAGGAAAGUGCCAGCUGCAAGAAUGGCCUCUCUGUGCCCAGCACUGGCACUGCUGGUCAGGAGCCUCCAGCCUGGCAGGACCUGCAUGCCGGGCUGCUACGCUCGGGCAUCGUCUGCCUGCCAGGGAGCUCAGACAGGCUGGGCAGGGCCCUCCUUCUGGUGACCACCAGUGGCAGUGCCUGGCAGGCUGCGUGGUGCUCAGCUGCUGAGCUGACGAGGCUCAUCCACUACCUGUGCUCCCUCCCCAGGCAAGAAGUGAAGAAUGGUGAGAGGCGAGAAGCGAAGGAUGUUGGGGUGACAGUUGUGGUGGAUGCCAGGAAGCGGCCGCCUGCUCCCAUCCUAUUCUCAGCCCUCCGCUCUGUCCAGAAUGUCUCUCCAGGCUGCAUCCACAGCAUGCUGCUCCUGGCCGAGAAGGAGCUGAUCUCCCACCGUGAGAGGCUGGCUGGGGUGCAGGUGGAGACCCUGACAUCGCUGAAGGCUCUGGGCCGCCACGUCGACAGCUCCCAGCUGCCCCCAGAGCUGGACGGUGCCUUCCCCUACUGCCACGGCGAGUGGGUUCAAUUCUUCCAGAAGCUGCAUCCCUUCACAGCCAGCCUCAGGCAGGCAUUGGAGCUGCUGCAGCGCUGCAUCCAGGAGCUGCGGAACACUGACGCACUGAUAGGGACACAGGAUGUGGCCGCAGGCAUCAGGAGGCACCGGGAGCUGAUGCAGAAGGUGCUGAGUGAGCCUCAGCUGGUGCGGGUGCAGCGCGAGGGUGGCUUUGUGCUGGCCAGGCUGCGUAGGGAGGCUGCCCACCUCUGCAUCUCCGACCACAUCAGGACUGGUAUGGACUUGGCUGAGGGGCUGUAUAGUCAGCUGGAGGAGGAGCUUCACAACCUUGUGUCCCAGUCCAACAGCUGCCUGGAGCACCUGGAGUUCCUCCGCAAGGUCCGGGAGCUCGAGACUGAGUUUGGCAAGCUGGCAUCCUGGCUGGAUGGGGAGGCAGCGACUCAGCUGCAGGAGAUGGGCACUGAGGACUGGAGUCCUGACAGCUGCCAGGGCUCUGCCGAGCACUUCAAGGAGUUCCUUGCCCAGGCCACAGCUCGGUACCAGCAUGGCCUGACCUUGUGCCAGGAGGCAGCCGAGGUCCGAGGCACGACGUUCCCUGAGGCAGAUGCCUUCCAAGUGGCUGCAGCCCUUUUCCAGACUAAGCUGAUGAGCUUCUCCAAGCAGCUGGAACGGAGGCAGGCAGAACAGGAGCUGCUGCAGGAGCUCAUCCGGUUGUCCAACAAGGUGGCGGGGCUGAAGCUGGACUGCCGGCAGUGCUCAGCCCGGGCACAGCGUGGGGAGGGCCAGGCACUGCGGUGCCUGCAGAGAUCCUUCCAAAAGCUCUCGGUGGAGUUCGCCCUGGAGAAGCUGAAGGAAAUGAAGGCUCAGGUGCGCAGGAUGCAGAGCAGCCAAGGGUUAGCAGCCUGGACAGAGGCACAGCACAGGUACCAGGAGACCCGGCAGGUCCUGGAGGAGAUGCUGGUGGAACUGCAGGAGGCCUGGGGAGCACAGGCUGAUGGGCAGGGAGACUCCUCCAGCCCCCCUAGCCCAGGGUCCGCAGCUCCUCACAUGGAAGUCCUGGUGUGCGGAGCAGCCUCCAGCCCCAAGCCAGCAGUGUUGGGAGGCAGGGGGCUGGCAGAGGAGCCAGAGACCAGCACUGAGGGGCUGGGACAGCCCCAGGGACCAGGACAGUCCCAGGGACCAGGACAGUCCCAGCCCAGCACCACUCCUGGCUCCACACUGGGUGUGGAGCAGAGUUCUCUGCAGCCCCACUGUCGGCUGGGGCCUCAGGGUGCCCAGACCUCUCACCACCACAUCUCUGCUGAUACCCCCCAUCCCAAACCCAAGAGCAAAGCCAGCCUGAGAGCAACAGGACACCUUGGCCAGGAGCGCAGCCAGCCCCCUCGGAGGCGUCCCUUCACCCUUCCUCCCUGGACACGCUUUCCAGGUGCUGACCCACAAUGCCCUACUGCUGUGCCCCAUGGGACUGCCUCAGAUCCCAGCACAUCUGCUGCACCAGUGGGGCCACGGGCAGAAGCUGCCCAGUACUUCCAGGUUUCCAGCCAGAGCAGUUUCUCCUCUGAAGACUCAGAUUCACAGAACUCCAUGGAAGAAGCCCCAGCAUCAAGCCUGGCUUUGCCCAGGGACCUUCAGAGUCCCAGACCACCCUGCCCAUCUGAAAAGUCUCACCAGAUCAUUUACCUGGAGAACCACCACACUGAAAGUUCAGCUAAAGCAAAUGCCAAGUAA
Molecule: messenger RNA, 3537 nt
Organism: Cinclus cinclus
Lineage: Eukaryota; Metazoa; Chordata; Aves; Passeriformes; Cinclidae
Product: KIAA1755 ortholog
Source: RefSeq, a predicted model, not a curated record